Molecule: messenger RNA, 519 nt
Organism: Peronospora matthiolae
Lineage: Eukaryota; Oomycota; Peronosporomycetes; Peronosporales; Peronosporaceae
Source: the annotation of a GenBank genome assembly
AUGCUGGAAAACUGGGGUGCUCAGGAUGGCGAUGCAGCAUGGGGUGAUGAUGACGGCGAGGACAUGGAAGAGGACGCUGAAGUCACUGCCUCAAGCUCGCGGAUCGUCAAAACGGCAGGCAUGGUUACUUCUCGCUGCAAAUUGGCGACGUUGUUGGCAAAAUCGAUGCAGAACGAAGAAUGUAGCGACCACUCGGCCUCGCGCUUUGCUGACGUGGCGGCAUAUAUGCAGUCGCUUUCUGCGUCCUCAGUGGACGUCGAAAUGAGCACGCUGUGUAUGGGCGACUUUGAUGAGGAGGGCAAAGAAGCGUUGGCUUAUUUUCUGAACUUCCUGCACGAGGAGAUGCGUACGCGUUGUAACUUUCGGGUGCUUCAAGCCUACCUGAAUCGAUUCUUGAAACUGCACGAGGAACUAUUGGUGGCGGACCCGGUGCUGUUGGCCUCGGCAGAUAAACUGGGAGCUGUGCAGCAGCAACAGUGGCAGGACUUUUUUUGCAGAAGCUAUUGCACAAAUAAUUAG